AUGAUACGCAGUGGGAUGCCGUUCAAUCCCAUGCGGCGCACGCCGCCACCGCCGCCGUAUAUCGACACCUUCAACUUGGUCCCCGGCGACUACAUCAGCAUGGUGUCGGCGGAGGGCCAUAAGUUCCUCCUGCAUCGUGACUGCGCCUGCGUGUCGCCACUCCUCCGCAAGUGCUUCGCGGACCGCAUCGACCCUGCGCUUCCAACGUUGUACAUUGACUGGGGUGACAGCGACGCGAGUGCGCCCACCAUUCACUUUCCCACAUUCCCGGCGGCGUGGCUGGAGGUGAUUAUUCAGUACCUGUAUUACAAGCACCGCUACGAGGGCGAUACGGAGGGACGGCCGCCGUUUCAUGUACCAGUCGACGCGGCGCUUGAGGUGAUGAAACUUGCGUCGACGCUUCUGUGCUGA
Trypanosoma grayi is the source of this 411-nucleotide messenger RNA. Its product is annotated as transcription elongation factor B, polypeptide 1. The transcript has a single exon. The record is from RefSeq and is a predicted model, not a curated record. Lineage: Eukaryota; Euglenozoa; Kinetoplastea; Trypanosomatida; Trypanosomatidae. Bases 1 to 411 code for a protein of 136 amino acids. Gene Ontology annotation, cellular component: elongin complex. Gene Ontology annotation, molecular function: protein-macromolecule adaptor activity. Gene Ontology annotation, biological process: ubiquitin-dependent protein catabolic process.